This is a messenger RNA of Morone saxatilis (striped sea-bass), 3032 nucleotides long. It is a transcript of the gene cfap91, whose product is annotated as cilia and flagella associated protein 91. NCBI's taxonomy places the organism in Eukaryota, Metazoa, Chordata, Actinopteri, Moronidae. The coding region runs from base 654 to 2891 and encodes 745 amino acids. The transcript is spliced from 17 exons. The record is from RefSeq and is a predicted model, not a curated record.
UCACCACUUCUUUCCUGAACACUGUAACACGGGCUCAUAAAUACUAUAACGCUGUAAUAUGUAUAUGGUAUGAUCACUUGUUUUUAAUAAUCUCCUCUUUGUUUGUUUGUUUUUUAAAUAAACUUACUACCCAUGAGCCUCAGCCUCGGUCACGGCGUGAGUCAGUGACACAAGUCAGAGCUGUAGCAGAAAACACCUCGUCGUUGCUAUUUUUGCAUUUACACGUUAUAUGUAACGUUACUGCCAAUGCUUCAAAGCAGCAGAUAAGAUGUGUUAUCAAGUUUCUAUUUAUUUUAUUUCAGCUUCUGCCUUCCGCUGACUGAACUGUGAGCUCCGCGGUUGGAUGUUGGAGUUGAUAUGACUUAUAGUAACGUUAUAUAGCCCUGUGCCUUUGACUGGUGUUUCAUUAUGGAUAAAAACAAACUCAUAUUUGACCGCAGUUGCACAUCGUCGGUAACGUCCACGUCGGUGAACUGUUGUUUUUGAGCAGGAAGUGAACGGGACGGACAGCCGGACUAACUCCUCCCACUUUGACUCCGUUUACCGUCUCCAUGGUUACGUUGUUAAAUACCGCAGAGGUCGCUGAUGCCGCUGUCUGUGAGAGAAAUACGUUGGACAAAAAACAUUUUAAAUAGAAAUAUCAGUUAAUUAAAAUGAGCGUAUCAGUCACUCACACCAUUUCUAAGAAAAACGAAGGUAAUAAAGUUGUUAGGCGGCAACGGGUUUAUGACUACUUGUAUGAUCCGGUUUACACGGUGUCAUCGGAGGCGGACCAUGUCAGGUCCAACCUCAACGCCUAUGCGUCUACGGACCGAGUAAGGAGAGUGCCUGAGUUUGGGUCCAUGUUCAGUAACCUGUCCCACCACCCACGGUAUACUUUUCAACUGGACCCUGUAGACCCAGUACCGGCCUCUGUUGAUCGUCACUGGCGAGGCCACGCGGAGCAACGCAAAGAGGCACUGCAGCAGCUGGCUGGGGUUAUUCCAGAUGCUCAGUCAUGGCUGAAAAGGGAGGAGUGCCAUGUGACCGGUGCUGAUCGCUGGAAAUACUUUAAACGGCCUCAGAUUCCCUUCGCACAGCAGGUUCCCCCGGAUGUGAUUUUUGCUUUGCCGAGAGAAGAUUUUGUGUCCACUGGUGGAAACAAUGCUGAGCAACAGCCGACCCACUUCACCGUGGGCGUUCAGACCGACUACAGGGAAAGUGAAACGCAGACAGACCCGUACAGCCCUGAGUAUGUGGUACAACAUGGGACAACUCCCACUGAGCUCCUGCAACUGGCAGCUUUGACUUGGGGUCGUGGUCUGCCUGCAGGCCUAGCAGAAGUGGAAAUGAUACAGCGGGCACGUGCUAAACGAGCAUGGGAGGCCACCCUUCCUCCAUUGCAUGACCUCAGUCAGCUGGACAAAAGGAGACGUAUGAUGGAGGAGAUGGAGGUCAAAGAGUGGGCUUUCAGAGAGGGAGAAAUCCAGAAGUUACAAGAGGCUCGUCUUGCUGUGCUGAAGGACCUCUUGAGGAAGAGAGAUGGGGCCCAGAAAGAAGUUACAAACGAGAGACUGCACCAGAUAUAUUCAAAGCACCAAAAAGACAAGGACACCAAGCUACACAAGAUUCACAAUGACUACAUGAGGUCGCUGAGAAAACUGGAAGCUAAGAGGAGAAAUAUGGAGGGGAAGCUGGAGCGACCUGGCAUUGUCAGAAACUAUCUAGAGUCUAAGACAGGUGCCCCUGGGGCCCGCAGGGACACGUUCAGCAAAAGCCAAUACUUAGACACAUAUGAAGGCUUACUGAAGCUGGAGGCAGGACUCUCAGCCACAGUCCUCAAGCCACAAGGGAAAAGGCCCAAAGUCAACACCGUCAAGGAUGUGAUCAAGCCCCGUGUAAACAAAGCGGUAGAACUGAUGGAAAAAUACAAGUCCAUGAGGGAGAAGAGCGAGCAAGCCAGAGAGAAGUCCUUGCGUUUUCUUGUCAAGAAGGAGAAGACUGUUCCUCGUCCUGUCACUCCCAGAGUGGAGGAGCCACCAGAGGGGGAUGAGGAGAUAGAGCUCGCAGUCAUCCACUUGCAGAAACUAAUGAGAGGAAGAAGUAUCCAAUGCGAGAUGUUUAUGGGCAAGGAGAACCAUCUGGAGCUCAUCCAGGAACUCAGGACUGUCCACGCCCUGCAGAAGGAGGAGCAGGAGUUACAAAAUGCUGACAAAGGGCUUGUUAUGACCCUGAAAAAACAGAGAGACGAACAUAGACACAAGACCUCUCAAGAGGAGGCGUCUCAGGCCAGAGUGGUAGGUGCAGAGCUCGAACACCUGUUCGACACUUUGUCCAAGGAGCUGGUUCAUCUCCAAGAGGAGCGCAGGAUCCAUGCCUUCACACUACUGGCUGAGAGAGACCGCCGCCUACGAGAGGCUGAGGAGAGUGGAAAGAGACAAGUGGAGGAGCGCCGACGCAGAGAAGAAGAUGAGAUCUUCAGACAAGUGGUGCAGGUACAACAGGAAACUGUGGAUUUGUAUUUGGAGGACAUCAUCUUAGGGACCUUGGAGCAGACAGCCAACCAGCAGGCCAGAGAGGAGAUCCGCAGGAGGGCUAAGGAGGUCAAUGACAUUGCUUACGCCAUGGAGGAAAGCCGGGACAGUCUUCAGUCGGAGGAGAUUGUGUCAGAGUUGGUGUACAGUUUCCUUAUCCCAGAGGUCGAGAAGAUCAGUGUCAGACAAAGAGUGCACCAGAGGCAGCAUAGACACUUGCAGGCAGCUCAUAAUAUAAUUCAGGGGACUGCAGAGCAUUCUGGGAUCCAUCGUAGUACUCUGGGAGCCUCACAGUCUACCUGUCCCUCUGAAAGAGCCUCUAAUCGAAUCCUAGAGGAGAUGAGCCUAGUGGAGCAGCACCGCACUAAAACUGAGUAAAGGAUUGUAGAUAUAAAAAGUGUACUGAGAUGCAGUCUGAUGUCUAUAUUUGUUGUCCACUCCUAUGAUUAAAGUAUAAGUUUCCCAUCAUUGUGGGUGUAUAGAUUAAUUAAAGCCUUUUCAUUAUUACUCCUUACAUAU